ACUGUACUCAAAAGUACCAUAACAACAUUGAAGCUCUUAUUAUUACAUAGUUUGUGUUAUAUUCUGAUGUUCUGAUGAGACAUGACCAAGUUUAAUGUAUUACCUGAAGUUUUAACUUAAGCAGCUAAAAUUGCAGCUUGACGGCGGAAAAGGCUGCAUUCGUCAUUCGGUUUAUCGAUUAAAAAUAUCAAUAAAUAUCGAGCUGUAAAAAUAUCUUAGACUAUUAUUUGUGUAUAUUAUGACUGAACUGUGGAAUAUUCCUGAUAAAGGAUCUUUUCGGAACCCAUAUUUCGCUGGAAGAACCAAUAAAAAGGAAGUUGAACCAAAAGAUGAGUCCGACUCUGUUUAUGAAAUAUCUACUACAGAUGAAUCAGAUGAUUCACAACCAAAUAACGACGCUAAAGUAAAAAGUAUCAAAAAGAGGCGACCAAGACGCAGGAAAAACACGAAGCAAACUGCCGCAUCACUAAAAACUGAGAAUAAUGUGAAAAAAACAAUCAAACCGGAUGAAGAUAAGAAAGAUGUUAACAAAAAAGAUAUCAUUCCAGGCCCUGAACCGUCAACCGUAAAUACAAGUGAUCCAAUCAAAGACGAAAAAGAUGUCAAGAUCAGUUCAGAUGUCAAAGUUCUCGAUCCAGUUAAGACAAGCCCAAUGGAAAUUGUUGAGAAUAAUGAAGUAAAAGAAACUCAAGAUAUAUCGAAAAAUGUGGAUACAUGUGUUGAACCUAUUGGCUCAGUUAACGGAAAAUCGGACGAUAAAAUAGAAGCCAAAUGUAUACGUAUUGGCUGUUGUAACUCUCCUGUUGCCCACACUGAAUGGGAUAAUGAAUAUUGUUCGUUCAAAUGUGUUGUUGAACAUUGUAAGAUUGCCUUUUUUAAUUGGACUGUGGCUCGUCAGGCCGAAGAAGCUCUGUUGAGAGCACAAGCUGAAGAGGCUCGGUUAGCAGCACAAGCAGAGGAAGCUCAAUUAGCAUUAAAGGGUUGAUAUUAACUCUUGAAAUUACACUAUUCGACACAAAUGUUUCAAUUAAAUACACUAGAUACCCUAAAAUAUGCUUUGUUUCGAAUUCAAUCAUGUAAAUGUAGAAAGCAUGGGUCAAUAACAUUAUGCCAAAAAUGAAACUGUUUAAGUUUAAGAUUUUAAACAACCAAAUUGAAAAUCAUAUUCUAAUGAAUUGUUGGGUUCAUACUAAGAUAAUUAAUAUGAAAUUUGAAAUUUGG
Tetranychus urticae (two-spotted spider mite) is the source of this 1221-nucleotide messenger RNA. RefSeq lists its product as uncharacterized. The record is from RefSeq and is a predicted model, not a curated record. Gene Ontology annotation, biological process: regulation of transcription by RNA polymerase II. Lineage: Eukaryota; Metazoa; Arthropoda; Arachnida; Trombidiformes; Tetranychidae. Gene Ontology annotation, cellular component: nucleus. Gene Ontology annotation, molecular function: chromatin DNA binding.